CGGCCCGUUCCAGCGCCCCUCCCUCGGCUUCCCCACCCAUCCCGACUGGCUCUUGGCAGCAAGCGGCGGUUGGAGAAAGCCCAGGAGGCGAUCGCGUGGGGAAAGGAGGGGGAGAGGCGACGAACGGAGCGCGCGUGCGGCGGCAUCUGCGAGGGAAGUCUGGAGUGACCGACCGACCGACCGCCUUUGGGGGGAGGGGUAGCCUGCGGACAGCAUGGCGGCUGGGCGCGAGCCGCCGCCGCCUCCUCGUCGCCGCCUUCUUCCUCGGUCCCCUGCCAGCACCCUGGCCACCGCCGCUCGAGCGUCGAGGCCCACCGACCUUCUCCCUCUGCCCCACUGACUGACAGAGAGAAGGGGGAAAAGAAGACACAAGGAAGGAAGGAAAGAAGCCUCGCCCUACCCGGCCCAUCCCGGCCAUGGAGCUCGCCAAGCCGGUCUUCCCCGCGCUGCCGCAGCCCAAAGAGGACUCCGAGGAUUGGACAUACCCAAUGAGAAGAGAAAUGCAGGAAAUUUUACCUGGGUUGUUCUUAGGCCCAUACUCUUCAGCUAUGAAAAGCAAGCUACCUAUACUUCAGAAACAUGGGAUCACUCAUGUAAUAUGCAUAAGACAAAACAUUGAAGCAAAUUUUAUUAAACCAAACUUCCAGCAAUUAUUUAGGUAUUUAGUCUUGGAUAUUGCUGAUAAUCCCAUUGAAAAUAUAAUUAGGUUUUUCCCGAUGACUAAGGAGUUUAUUGAUGGGAGUUUACAGACUGGAGGAAAAGUUCUUGUGCAUGGGAAUGCAGGGAUUUCUAGAAGUGCUGCCUUAGUUAUUGCAUAUAUUAUGGAAACAUUUGGUGUGAAGUACAGGGAUGCAUUUACAUAUGUGCAAGAAAGAAGGUUUUGUAUUAAUCCCAAUGCUGGAUUUGUUCAUCAACUUCAGGAAUAUGAAGCCAUCUAUCUAGCAAAGUUAACUAUUCAGAUGAUGUCACCUCGGCAGCUGGAGCGAUCACUCUCAGUUAGUACAGAAAACAUCUUUCUUAUUGCCUAAUCUCUUGAAUUUUACUGCCUGCUUCAUAGGAAGUCUAAAACGAACACAUGAAGAGGAUGAAGAAAUCAGCAGUGUACAAGCAGCAGCUCAGAAUGGUUGACAGCUGAAGAUACCUGGACUUGAUUGUUAAAAGUUUUAUAGCAGCUUCUAAUCUUGGCAAGAUGAACCACCAGAUACAAAUUUAAAAAUGGAAGAUGAGUCCAACUUCCUUAUGCAAACCUGUUCCUUCAGCAUACCAGGCAACAUUUUUAAGGUAUUGGAUUCCUUGACUGACUAGAAGGCACUGAUUGUUUUACUGUUUUUUUUACACUUUAUAGUUUUACCUUUACCCAAAAGUUUUGGACUUGCAAAGAGGUAUUAUUGCAAUAAUGCACUUUUCAUACUUGAAAUUUCUUUAUUUGUAUUGAUAAAGUUAUUACUUAAGCAAAACAUGAGUUGGGAGAUGAUUUGUUUAUAAAGAUUUGUGUAAUUUAUAAGAAGAGUCUUUAGUAAAAAAAAAAAAAAAACCAAAAGAAAAGAACAUAAAUUAACUGUGGGUGGUAUUUUUUGUUUUCCAAAUUAAGGCUUCAGGCAGAAAAUAGAUUAGAACUACUGCUGUGAUUAUCAUGAAAUGAAAACAGUAGGGAUCAGUGUCACUGAUGUAUUACAACAGAAAACCUAAGAUUUUCUUCCAAAUAAAAUGUUCUUUUGUCUACAUUUGGCUUCCUGCUGAAAGGCAAGAAUCCAUUGUAAGACAGUUUUUCUAGGGGAAAUCCACAAAAAAGGUUCAAGUAGGCAAAUACUGAUAUUUGACUAUUUACUCUUCAAGCUGAACAUAAUCAGUUAUCUAUAUCUUGUUUUCCAGUAUUUCAUUUUUUGUUUUCCAGCCCUAAAAAUAUCUCAGGGUUAUUCUUUGCUGCCAGUGAAGUAUCCCUCAGAGCUCUCUUGAUGGAUCCCAAGUUGCAGAGACCUGAAUCAAGCAAUCAGCAAUUUUUUCAGAGAGAAUUGAAAGCGGUGGCUUUUUUAAAAAACAAACAAACCAGUAUCUGCUAACUAAACACUUUAAUCCAGUGUUUUUCAACCUUAGCAACUUUAAGAUCUGUGGACUUCAACUCCCAGAAUUCCCCAGCCAGCAAUUCUGGAAGUUGUAGUCCACACAUCUUAAAGCUGACAUGGUUGAGAAACACUGCAUUAAUCCCAUUCAACCUUCAAGGUCAGUAGAGCAUGCAUUGUUCUUCUGUAUCCAUUCAGCCCAAACUGAAAUCUUCAGAUGCGUUGCUUGAAGUUUAAAAAAGGCUAGUAUUGCUUCCCUUUUUCUGUCUGUGCAAUAAGAGUUGCAGGAGUUCAUGUAGGAAAAAAAACCCCUUAAAACUAAAAGCAAGAUACAUUUUGUUUUAAUCAGAACUUGAAGCAUUGAUUAUUCUACUCUGGGUGGGGGCAGAAUAAUCACAUUGCUGGACUAUGUGCCUAUUCUUCCAGUAAAAGCAGAAUUUGGAAAAGCAUGGAACAGCUGUAAAUAACAUACUUUGCAGAAAAUCUGUGCAACUGAUUAAUUAAACAGCACUUGUAGACUGUCCCAAUAAAGUGAUACUCUUGGCAUGUGGGAUUAGAGAUUCAUAACAUGUACCAUUUUCUCUCUUAAUAUGUGAAACUGAAUCAACAGUGUUCUUAAGAGAAUCAUUCA
Messenger RNA from Candoia aspera, 2691 nucleotides. RefSeq names its product serine/threonine/tyrosine interacting protein (gene STYX). Gene Ontology annotation, cellular component: nucleoplasm; cytoplasm. Bases 417 to 1028 code for a protein of 203 amino acids. Gene Ontology annotation, biological process: regulation of ERK1 and ERK2 cascade; protein dephosphorylation; negative regulation of SCF-dependent proteasomal ubiquitin-dependent catabolic process. The record is from RefSeq and is a predicted model, not a curated record. Lineage: Eukaryota; Metazoa; Chordata; Lepidosauria; Squamata; Candoiidae. The transcript has 11 exons. Gene Ontology annotation, molecular function: protein tyrosine/serine/threonine phosphatase activity; F-box domain binding.